AGAUAAAGUAUAAACAUGAGUAAACUAUUCGUGCUCUUCGAGCACAGCGCAGGCUUCUCACUGUUCCGGGUGACGGAGUUUGAGGAGCUAGCGGCCUUCUUGCCCCAGGUGGAGGAGUCGGUGACCGAUUUACAGAAGUUCAACUCUGUGGUUACUCUCAUAGGGUUCCAGCCGUUCAAGUCUGCGGUGGUUGCUUUGGAAAACAUCAACGCUGUUUCUGAAGGUAUUAUACCAGAUGACUUGAACUUGUUCCUUGAUGGUGCUCUCCCUAAAAGGAAGAAGAGGUCAAAAUGCACUCUGGGUGUGUCAGACCCCAAGUUGGGUGCAGCGAUCAGCGAGGCAUUGGAGAUACCCUGCUCUCAUACAGGAGCAGUUCCAGAGAUAUUACGAGGUAUAAGACACCACUUCCACGCCCUCAUCAAAGGUCUAACUCUCAAGGCAUGCAAUGUGGCCCAACUUGGUCUUGGUCACUCGUACUCCCGAGCCCGAGUAAAGUUCAACGUGCACAGAGUGGACAACAUGAUCAUUCAGAGCAUAGCGCUGUUGGAUCAGCUGGAUAAAGAUAUAAAUACUUUCUCCAUGAGAAUCAGAGAAUGGUAUUCCUACCACUUCCCAGAGCUUGUCAAAGUUGUUCCUGAAAAUUACUUGUACACAAAAUGUGCGGAAUACAUUAAAGACAGGAAGAGCCUGUCGGAGGAGUCUCUGGAGCCACUAACAGAGAUACUCGGGGACUCUGAGAAGGCUCAGGCUAUUUUGGAUGCUUCUAAGAUGUCCAUGGGCAUGGAUAUAUCACCGGUCGACCUGAUUAAUAUACAGAUGUUUGCGGGCAGAGUUGUGGCGUUGAGCGAUUAUAGGAAACAGAUAUCCGAGUACCUGCACACGAAGAUGAACUCGGUGGCCCCGAACCUCACCACGCUCAUCGGUGACCAGGUGGGAGCCCGUCUCAUCUCCAAAGCGGGUUCACUCACCAACCUCGCCAAGUAUCCGGCAUCUACGUUGCAGAUUUUAGGUGCUGAGAAAGCUCUGUUCCGCGCUCUCAAGACUCGCUCCAAGACACCCAAGUACGGUCUGCUCUAUCACUCCACGUUCAUCGGCCGAGCUGGACUCAAGAACAAGGGCCGGAUCAGCCGGUACUUGGCCAACAAGUGCUCGAUAGCUUCGCGUAUUGACUGUUUCUCGGAAAACCAAACAACGGUCUUCGGUGAGAAGCUCAGGCAGCAGGUUGAGGACCGACUCAAGUUCUACGAGACGGGUGAUAUACCGAUGAAGAACAUUGAGGUGAUGAAGCAGGCGAUGGAGGAGGCGGCCCUGCAGCAGCCGCAGCCAGAAGAGAACGGCAAGAAGAAGAAGAAAAAGAAGAAGGAUAAAAAAGAAAAGGAGGUACCGAUGGAUGAAGACUAAAAGCUCAUUCGUUAAAAAUACUGGUUGUAACAAAAUUAUGUGAUAAUACUUUAGAUAGAUAUAGAGUUCAUUGUGAAAGUAGCAGCACUGAAGGAGUUUUUUUUUAACCUUGUGUGGAAAAAAUUUAUGGCUCAUACAAAUCACAAAAAAAAUGUUGCUCUCUCAGCACUGCAACUUUCACAGCGAACUAUGUAUAGGAAACUAAUUGACUCCCUGAAGUCUUUUCACUUAGUUUCGUUACACCUUGUGUUGCAGUGAAAACUUGAUGUUUCUGCGUUGAUAUUCGCAUUUCCUAGAACUGUCCUUGUUUAAUGUCAUGCUCCGAAUUCCAAACUACUUGUUGCAAGUCUAAAUUUGAUAAAUUUCAUACAGAAUUAACUGCAGAAUCCACUAUAAUUAUAAUUUAUAAGAUAAGAAAUAUACUAUCAGAGAAGUUGAUUCCUAGGUAGAUGACGGACCUAAGUAAUUUGGUCGCGUUAAGUCAAACCCAUCCGACCGAUCACAGCUAACAUUGACAUACGCCGAUGUGUUUGUAGUAAGUCAUUUCGUCAAAAAGAUAUUUUAAACAGUCACAUACUAACACAUGUCACUGAAAAGCCUUAUAGUUGUGAUGUUUGUAGUGAGACAUUUAAGCAGAAAGGUCACUUAAACAGUCAUAUACGAAUACAUGCCACUGAAAAGCCUUAUAGUUGUGAUGUUUGUAGUAAGACAUUUG
Molecule: messenger RNA, 2116 nt
Organism: Aricia agestis (brown argus)
Lineage: Eukaryota; Metazoa; Arthropoda; Insecta; Lepidoptera; Lycaenidae
Gene: Nop56
Product: nucleolar protein 56
Exons: 8
Coding region: 16-1401 (461 amino acids)
Cellular component (GO): small-subunit processome; box C/D methylation guide snoRNP complex
Molecular function (GO): snoRNA binding
Source: RefSeq, a predicted model, not a curated record